AUGUCAACCGUGGAUGCCGUUGGAGGGGUUGCGUCUGCGUCUUCUCCUGCUGCUGCUGCCAGCAGCUCGCAGUCAGGAGGACCAGCAGUGUCGGAGGCAGUCAUUGUGGGAGGAGGUUUGGCCGGCCUCGCAUUGGCUAUCGGACUCCGUAACAUUGGGAUUGACGCGCAGGUGGGGUGCUGUUUGGAAGCAGGCAUGCUCUGGAAUCAGGUGUAUGAGGCGCGCAGGGAGGUGGGAGGAGGUGAGGGAACCCUCAUCGCCCUCUAUCCCAACGGGCUCAGGGCUCUCAGCAGAAUCGACCCUGCCAUCGUGCCCCAGGCAUGUGCCACUUAUUUCCCUCUCAAGUUCUGGCCUCUACUUAACUUCCCUCAAAUCAUGCUCGGAAUGCUCUGCACAUUCCUAUUUCACCGUUUUCUCCUGUUUCCUCGUUUUCCCCCGUGUCCUCAUUUUCACCUGCUUCCUCGUUUUGUGUUGCUUCCCCUUCUCUUUCCCUCGGUUGACAUCCCGUGGAGUACCGGGCUCCACCAGUCUCAACCGCUCUCCAUCCAGAGAUCUCCUUUCCAGUGGGAUAUUGCGUCCAACAUGACCGCCCAGUUCCCCCCCCCCCCCUGCUCACCAUCUGAUCUGAUAUCCCGUGGAGUACCGAACCCCAUCGUCCUCAGCCGCUCUUUAACUGGCGAGCUUCUUUUCCGGUGGGAGCUUGCGUCCAACAUGACCCCCCGCUUUGGCUUUCCCAUGCUCUGCAUCCGCUGGCGAGAGAUACUCGACGUGUUGCACGGAAUGCUGCCAAACGACGUUGUCCACACUGGGCAUAAGCUUGUGGAGUUUUCACAGGAAGCAGAGGGGAGUGGUGAGGGGAGCGGUGCAGCCACGAAGAGUGCCUCGCAUUCACCUUCUGCCUCCUUGUACCUCGUUCCACCACAUUUCACCCCUUCUUUUCUUUUCCCCCCCAUCCUCCAGACCCCGCUGUUGCUGGGGGCAGACGGCAUUCACUCGGAGGCACAGAAGCAUCUGCUGAGCGGUUCAGCAGAAGGCAAGGGAGUGAGUCCGCGGGACAACGGUAGAACCAUCUGGAGGGCCAUCAUUGACAGCAGCCUCUGCCCGCACCCUCUGCUGCAGCCACGUCACGCACUCACUUUUCUUGGCGUCAAACGCAUGGUAGCCUUUGUCGACUCUGGAGCAGAAAAGCUCUACUGGGUUUUAACUCUCAACGAUUCCGCCGAUCCGACGGUCAGCAGCGCGCGGUCCAGCGGGGGGGAGGAGGCGCGGGGGAAGAUCCUGCGGGCGUUUGAGGGAUGGGAUGUGGUGGAGCAGGUGGUCAAGGCUACUCCCCCCGAUCUCAUUCUCGAGCGCCGCGUGCUCGACCUCCCGCCCCUGCCGUUCUGGGUCCACGAGAGCACCGCUCUUCUCGGAGAUGUGGCGCAUGCAGUGACGCCAGGGCAGGGCGCUAAUAUGGUGUUUGAGGAUGCGGCGCAGCUGGUGGAGUGCCUUCGGGUACACUCGCAUGCCAGUUUUGCAUCCACCCACCCUCCCUCUCUUCCUCUCGUCGUCCUGCCCUCCCAAUCCCCCUUUGUUGCAUCAUUAGUGGUAAACCAUCCUCCUCACACCCUUACUGCUGCCUCACCGUUCCUCCUUAAACCCCCAUGUCAUCCCAAAACGGUACCUAAGAGGACGCUCUCUGCAUGCCACGAGUGCAAGCGGUGGCAUCUCGUCACAUUUGUCUCUCCCUUGCUUGCUAUAUCUCCCUUGCUAUUAUCCAUCCUCCUCCCUCCCUUACUGUUUGACGCGCUUCACUCCUUCCAGUCCCUCCGCAUGCCACGAGUGCAAGCGGUGGCAUCACGUUACGCUGCCGCCUCAAAGACGAUUUAUGGCGCCAAGAAAGAGAAGAAGGCAGCAGUGAAUGGGGGAGGAGCAGGCAGUGAUCGAAGUGAGGAGGAUGAAGUGCCAAAGAUUGAAGAGGUUCAAGCGGCAAUGGCUGCAGUGGCGGCACGAGAGGGGCGUGAUCCUGAUGUGGAUCUGUAUGGUUAUGACAUCGUGGUUUGGGAGGGGGAGGAUCGUCGUGUUGCGAGUGUUCUGCACCAGUCGGAGCCACAGCUGAUUUCCCGUGGAGUACCGGACCCCAUCAGUUUCAACCGCUCUCCAACGGGCGAUAUCCUUUUCCGGUUUGAACCCGCGUCCAGCAUCACUGCCCGCUACGGCUUCCCCAUGCUCUGCAUCCACUGGCAAGAGGUGCUCGAUGUGCUGCGGGGAAUGCUGCCAAACGAUGCCGUUCACAACGGGCACAGGCUCGUGGAGUUUACACAGGGAGAGGAGGAAGAGGGGAGCAGCGCAGUGAAAUGCGUUUUCAAAAAGGUUUCGGGCGGUGAAGAGCAGUUUCUGGAGGUGGAGACCCCGUUGCUGCUGGGGGCAGACGGCAUUCACUCGGAGGCACGGAAGCAUCUGCUGAGUGGGGCAGCAGGCGAGGGAGUGAGUGCGCGGGACAACGGCAGAACCAUCUGGAGGGCCAUCAUUGACAGCAGCCUCUGCCUGCACCCUCUGGUGCAGCCACGUCAGGUAAAUACAAUACUCGGUGUCAACCGUACUGCAACCGCCGCCGACUGUGGAGCAGGCAAACUCUUCUGGGCGUGUACACUCAUUGAUUCCGCCGAUCCGAGGGUCAGCAGCGCACGAUCCAAGGGGGGGGAGGAGGUGCGGGAGAAGAUUCUGCGGGCGUUUGAGGGGUGGGAUGUGGUGGAGCAGGUGGUCAAGGCCACUCCCCCCGACCUCAUCCUUGAACGCCGCGUGCUCGACCUCCCGCCCCUGCCCUUCUGGGUCAAAGGCAGGACGGCUCUCCUGGGAGAUGCGGCGCAUGCAGUGACGCCAGGGCUGGGGCAGGGCGCCAAUCUGGCGUUUGAGGAUGCGGCUCAGCUGGUGGAGUGCCUCCGGGGAAAGACCCAUGUCAGAGUCGCUCUUCGCUCCUUCCAAUCCAUCCGCAUGCCACGCGUGCAAGCGGUGAUAUCACGGAACGUCACCCACACAAAGAAGCAGUAUGAUGCAGGAAGGAAUGGGAGGAAAGCGGGCGGCGAUGGAAAUGACGCAGAUGGAUUGUCAGAGACUGAAGGUAAACAAUCGCCAUUGGCAGCGGCUGCGGCACAAGAGGGGAGUGAUCCUAAUGAGGACCUUUUUGGCUACGAUGUUGUGGUUGUUGCUGCGUCUGCGUCUGCGUCUGCUCCUGCUGCUGCUGCUGCUGCUGCUGCUGCUGCGAGCAGCUCGCAAGGACCAGCAGUGUCUGAGGCAGUCAUUGUGGGUGGAGGGUUGGCCGGCCUCGCAACUGCUAUUGGCCUCCGGAACAUUGGGAUUGACGCGCAGGUAUACGAGGCACGGGACAGGGUGGUAGGCGAGGGAACCCUCAUCACGCUCUAUCCCAACGGGCUCAGAGCACUCAGCAGAAUCGACCCUGCCAUUGUGCCCCAGCUCAUAGACCGAGGAGUACCGGACCCCACCAUUCUCGGCCGCUCUCCAACCGGCAGUAUCCUUUUCCAGUGGGACCUUGGGUCCAACAUGACUGCCCGGUUUGGCUUCCCCCUGCUGAACAUCCGCUGGCAAGAGGUCUUAGACGUGUUGCUUGGGAUGCUGCCGAACGACGCCGUCCAUGCCGGGCACAGGCUCGUGAGGUUCACGCAGGAAGAGGAGGAAAAGGAGGGGGGAGGAGGUGCUGAGGGGAGCGGCUCGGUGAAAUGCGUGUUCAAGGAGGUUUCGGGCUGUGAAGAGCGGUUGCUGGAGGUGGAGACCCCUCUGCUGCUGGGGGCAGACGGCAUUCACUCGGAGGCACGGAAGCAGCUGCUGGGCGGGACAGCAGGCAAGGGAGUGAGUCCGCGGGACAACGGCAGAACCCACUGGAGGGCCAUCAUCGACAGCAGCCUCUGCCCUCACCCCCUGGUGCAGCCACGUCAGGUGAACACCAUUCUCGGUGCCGACCGCACUGCAACUGCCGCCGAUGCUGGAGCUGGCAAGCUCUACUGGUCGCUCGCGCUCGUUGAUUCCGCCGAUCCGACGGUCAGCAGCGAGCCGUCCAACGGAGGGGAGGAGGCGAGGGAGAAGAUUCUGCGGGCUUUUGAGGGGUGGGAUGCAGUGGAGCAGCUGGUGAAUGCCACUUCCCCUGAGCUCAUUCGCGAGAGUCGCGUGCUUGACCUUCCGCCCCUGCCCUUCUGGGUCCAUGGGAGGGUAGCGCUCAUGGGAGAUGCGGCGCAUGCAGUGACACCAGCGCUGGGGCAGGGCGGCAAUCUGGCGUUUGAGGAUGCUGCUCAGCUGGUGGAGUGCCUCCGGGCGCACUCACAUGUCAGUGAUGCUCUCCGUUCCUUCCAAUCCCUCCGCAUGUCACGAGUGCAAGCGGUGUCAGCACGGAACACUGCUCAAACAAAGAAGGUGUUUGACAAGGAGAGAGAGGGGAAAGAGGGGAAAGAGAAGAAUGCAGCAGGUAGUGAUGAAAGUGAGGCGAAAGCAGCGCCAAAGAUCGAAGAAGUUCAAGCGGCAUCGGCUGCAGUGGCAGCAAGAGAGGGGCGUGAUCCUGACGAGGAGCUGUAUGGUUAUGACGUUGUGGUUCUGGAGUAG
This is a messenger RNA of Closterium sp. NIES-65, 4590 nucleotides long. The record is from the annotation of a GenBank genome assembly. Lineage: Eukaryota; Viridiplantae; Streptophyta; Zygnematophyceae; Desmidiales; Closteriaceae.